AUGUUGCGCCGCGGCGUGCGUGCGUUGGAAAAGUUGGUGAUUGUCGAGUCGCCCAACAAGGUCAUAAAGGUGGAGGGGCUGCUGAGCGACCCAAAGGUAAUACCGGACUGGUCGUUCAGCAACAGCAAGCUCCGUGCCAUCAGCACUGGCGCGGAGAAGGCGAUUGCUAUGGCUACAACAGGGCACUUCAUGUCUCUGAAGGAGCUGACGUGGUCUCCGCAGCCGUCCAGCCCCGCUUCGGGUGUCACAGCAGCGGACUUCCCUGCCAACGGCCUUGUCGUCAGCUUCUCGCUUGAAUGGGAGCUGAUCCCUGGGCGGCGCAUCCAGGACACGGUAUCGCACUACAUCGAGGAGAAGGCGGAUAACCUGACGGAGAUCAUCGUCGCGACCGAUCCCGAUCGUGAAGGAGAGCUGAUCGCGGUGCACGCGCAGAAUCUGAUUCGACGCAUGUUUCCACAGCUCAACGUCCCUUUCACGCGAGCGUACAUGCACAGCAUCACCGCCGAGGGAAUCCGCCGCGCCAUGGAAGAGCGGCGCGAGGCGUUUGACUACAACCUCGCCAACGCUGCAGAGGCGCGGCACGCAAUGGACCGCAUCUUCGGCUUUCUUGGAAGCUCGGUGGUACGCUACGCCAACCCGCAGAUGCGCUCCAUCGGGCGAGUGCAAACACCAGCGCUCAUCCUGAUCAACGACCGGGAGGACAAGAUUAAGUCGUACCUCGACUCUCACGCCUCCACGUUCGAGAUUCAGGCAGUGUGCUAUUUCACCUCGAAGCACAACCGGCGCUUCUCCCAGAUGGUGAAAGUGACGCCGGGGCGCAAGGGCGGCGCCGCGCCGGUGAACUGGAGCGACAAGGCAACUGUCGAGCAGCGUUGCGAGCAGUGGGCGCUGAGCUCGGCCACCCACUUUAGCGUCUCACCCGGCGCGAAGCCGCAGGAGACCGUGACACCCCCACCGAAGCCGUUUACCAUGGCCACGCUCAUCGCCAGGGCGAACCGGCAGCUGCACUACUCCAGCGAUAUGGUCAGCUCGUGCCUACAGGACUUGUUUCAGAUGGGCUACAUCACCUACCCGCGCACGGACAGCACCCGCAUCGACGAGUCGAUUCUUCCCUCCAUAUACGCGGCCGUGCGCAGGGAACACGGCAAACGACUUCUGCAGGAGCAGGAUGGUCCGUCCAAGCCAGGCUCGCGUCGCUCCACUGCACAGAAGGAAGCGGCGGACGCCAACGUUGAGGACGCGCAUGAAGCGAUCCGGCCCACCAGCAUUGACACUACCGUCGAGGAGCUCGGUGCUGUAUCCACCCCGAUGAAGCACAUUUACGACCUGGUGCGCCGCAACACAAUGGCAGUUCACAUGAUCCCGAUGAAGACGGAGCGGAUUGUGGUGCUGGUGAUGUGCAGGGCUGCCAACGGCGAGGAGGUGGAGUUUGAGCUGCAGGGCAAGCACGUCGUGGAGCCGGGCUGGUCAGCUGCCUUCCGCGGUAGCAAAGGCACAGUGACACCAGUGACAGAGACGGAUCAGGAUGUGGAAGCAGUGGAAGACGGCGGGGUCGUUGUGCCGAGCAUCUCCGACGACGAGUUCAAGGCGAUCAUGGACGUUGCUGCCCACCGCGGAGGCGGAACAGGAGUCAAGAAAGGCAGCAUGCAGCUGGAGUCAGCGCAAGUCGCGGAGAACCGACCGAGCCCACCGCUGCCGUUCUCGGAGGGGGGUUUGAUUGAACAGCUCAAGAACAACGGCGUGGGGCGGCCGAGCACGUACCCGAUGAUCGUCAAGACGCUACUCGCACGCAACUACAUUACGGUCAACAAGGGACGGUGCGAGACCACCCCGGUAGGGCGCAUGCUGGUGGACACCUCCCGAGCCACGUUCCCCUCCAUCGUCGACAUCGGCUUCACCUCCGCGUUUGAGAAGAAGCUUGACCGCAUCGCAAAGCCGGGUAGUGCGAAAGAGUGGGCGCUGCCGCCGAACGUGUCGGACGCGGACUACGUGCUCUCAUCCUUCAUCUCCAACUUCUUGAACUACGUGACGGAAGCGACCAAGGCACACCGAGUCGCCAUCGCAACGCGCUCCUUGACCUUGCAGCAGGAGAAGAGAGCGGCGAGCGCCAUGCCGAUGUCGCCGACAGACUUCCAGGCGAACCUGGAGAAGGAGGCGAAGCGAGUGGUGACGCAGGUGCCGGACCUGGUGGAUAACAUGAAGAGCUACCGCACUUUCACGGCCCUCCAGAACAGUCUGAACGACUACCUACGGCGCAACUUCCCGCCCUCGGCGGCAGCGAUGAUGCCUGCUUCAUCCUCGGGAACCGCUCGCAGCUACGGCAGGAGCAGCAGCAGUUCCACAAAGAAAAAGGGGUCAUACGGAGCGACCUACAAGGCUGACAAGAAGACACCGCGUCGCUUCCGUACAAAGCUGAAGAAGCCAAAGAAGUAG
Leishmania mexicana MHOM/GT/2001/U1103 is the source of this 2433-nucleotide messenger RNA. Its product is annotated as DNA topoisomerase 1A. The coding region runs from base 1 to 2433 and encodes 810 amino acids. Gene Ontology annotation, molecular function: DNA binding; DNA topoisomerase type I (single strand cut, ATP-independent) activity. NCBI's taxonomy places the organism in Eukaryota, Euglenozoa, Kinetoplastea, Trypanosomatida, Trypanosomatidae. The record is from RefSeq and is a predicted model, not a curated record. The transcript has a single exon. Gene Ontology annotation, biological process: DNA topological change.